AUGAGUGCGGGCCCCGGCUGUGAGCCCUGCACCAAACGACCCCGCUGGGACACGGCUGCAAGUUCUCCGCCGGCUGCCUCGGACGCCCGGAGCUUCCCCGGCAGGCAGAGGCGCGUCCUGGACCCCAAGGACUCUCCCGUGCGGGUCGGGGGGCCACCGUCCUCGGCCGGCUGCGUCCCGGGGCGGGCGGGACCGCGCAGAGGCGGCGCCACCUCGCUCGGUUUAAAACAGAAGCCUAUUACCAGUUGGAUGGACACCAAAGGAAUCAAGACAGCUGAACCAGAGAGCUUGCAUAGGAAAGAAAACAACAAUACAAGUAUAGAAGCCAUGAUGAGCUCUGUAGAAAAAGGUAACCUCUACCAAGAGCACUCAGAGAAAUUAGGAAACGUGCCUCAGCUCAGUCGUGAGAAGCCAGUCAUUGGAAAAAGCACGCAGUACCCGAACCAGCAACAGACAGGGACCCUGUGUAAGUGGCAGCACGAGGGGAGGCACAGGGAGCCGCCUCCGGAAGGCGAGCCUCCCACGGGCACCGAGGCGUCGGAGCAGUUCAGUAACGCCAACACUGACCAGUCACCCCAGACUGAUGGUCCCAGCGACACGGACCAAGAAGAUCAUCAGCAGUUUUUGACCCCCGUGAAGCUUGCAAACGCCCGGGGGACUGCACACGAGCAGGCCAGAGAAGCCGGAAGGCAGCAGAAGUGCAGCGCAUCUUGCCACUGUGCGGAAGGCUGCGCUCGCUGUCCGCAGGAGGAUGGCAGCGUGCUGCCGGAGAGUCCGCUGUCAGACACGGGCUCCGAAGAUGUUGGUACCACACUGAAGAAUGACAACAAACGAAGCGCACGAGAAGGCAGCCUGGAAAAUUCUCCUUCGUGUGAGAAGGAAAGUGAGCCGGAGUCACCAAUGGAUGUAGACAACUCCAAAAAUAGCUGUCAGGACUCGGACGCGGAUGAAGAGACCAGCCCGGGCUUUGACGAGUCAGAAGAUGCUAACUCCUCCCAAACAGCCAAUAAACUGUCCAGGUGCCACGCUGACACGGAGUCUAGGAAGCGGGGCUCUGCUAAGGCAGGCGAAGUUCAGUUACAUUUCCAGUUUGAAGGAGGAGAGAGCCGCAUGGGGCUGAAUGACCUCAGCGCCAGGCAGGUUGGAAACACCUCGAGCCUGAAUGUGGAAUGCAGAAAUUCCAAGCAUCAUGGGAAAAAGGAUUCUAAGAUCACAGAUCACUUCAUGAGAAUGCCCAAAACGGAGGACCGAAGAAAAGAACAAUGUGAAAUCAAACACCAAAGAACAGAGAGGAAGAUCCCUAAAUACAUUCCACCUCACCUCUCUCCAGAUAAGAAGUGGCUUGGAACACCUAUAGAAGAAAUGAGAAGGAUGCCUUGGUGUGGGCUCCGGCUCCCUGCCUUGAGACCGUCUGCCAACCACACAGUAACCGUCCGGGUAGAUCUUUUGCGAGCGGGAGAAGUUCCUAAGCCGUUUCCAACACAUUAUAAAGAUUUAUGGGAUAACAAGCAUGUUAAAAUGCCUUGUUCGGAACAAAACCUGUACCCUGUAGAAGACGAGAAUGGUGAGCGAACAGCCGGGAGCCGAUGGGAGCUCAUUCAGACUGCACUUCUCAACAAGUUCUCACGACCUCAGAACCUGAAGGAUGCUAUUCUGAAAUACAACGUGGCAUAUUCUAAGAAAUGGGACUUUACAGCUUUGGUUGAUUUCUGGGAUAAGGUACUGGAAGAAGCAGAAGCGCAGCAUCUGUGUCAGUCCAUUCUACCAGACAUGGUCAAAAUGGCCCUGUGUCUGCCAGAUAUCUGCACCCAGCCAAUACCACUCCUGAAGCAGAAGAUGAAUCAUUCCAUCACAAUGUCACAGGAACAGAUUGCCAGUCUUUUAGCUAAUGCUUUCUUCUGCACUUUUCCACGGCGAAAUGCUAAGAUGAAAUCAGAAUAUUCUAGCUAUCCAGACAUUAACUUCAAUCGGUUGUUUGAAGGACGCUCACCAAGGAAGCCAGAGAAGCUUAAAACACUCUUCUGCUACUUUAGAAGAGUCACAGAGAAAAAACCUACUGGGUUGGUAACCUUCACAAGACAGAGUCUUGAAGAUUUUCCAGACUGGGAAAGAUGCGAGAAACCCCUGACACGACUGCAUGUCACUCACGAGGGCACGAUCGAAGGGAACGGGCAGGGCAUGCUGCAGGUGGAUUUUGCAAAUCGUUUUGUUGGAGGUGGUGUAACCAGUGCAGGACUUGUGCAAGAAGAAAUCCGCUUUUUAAUCAAUCCUGAGUUGAUUGUUUCACGGCUCUUCACUGAGGUGCUGGAUCACAAUGAAUGUCUUAUUAUCACAGGUACUGAACAGUACAGUGAAUACACAGGCUACGCUGAAACAUACCGUUGGGCCCGGAGCCAUGAGGACGGGAGUGAACGGGAUGACUGGCAGCGGCGCUACACUGAGAUCGUGGCCAUCGACGCGCUUCACUUCAGACGCUACCUCGAUCAGUUUGUGCCUGAGAAAAUGAGACGUGAGCUUAACAAGGCCUACUGUGGAUUUCUGCGUCCUGGCGUCGCUUCCGAGAAUCUUGCUGCAGUGGCCACGGGAAACUGGGGCUGUGGUGCCUUUGGGGGUGAUGCUCGAUUGAAAGCCUUAAUACAGAUCCUGGCAGCUGCUGCCGCCGAGCGAGACGUGGUUUAUUUCACCUUUGGGGACUCGGAAUUGAUGAGAGACAUUUACAGCAUGCACACUUUCCUUACCGAGAGGAAGCUGACUGUUGGAGAAGUGUACCAGCUGCUGCUCCGCUAUUACAAUGAAGAGUGCAGGAACUGCUCGACGCCUGGGCCACACGUCAAGCUGUACCCCUUCAUAUACCACGCAGCUGAGUCCUGCACAGAGACCCCCGACCGGGCCAAGGCCAGCGACCUGACCAGCCAAUAAACAGGACCUCCCGCCUCUGUCCAGAGGCUCUCUGUUGGACUCGUCAGGUGCGGUGGAAGAACUGAAGACAAUAUAAAUGUGUACAUAAUCUGCAUUUGUAGUCAAGGACAUGAUUUCCCCUCCACGGGUAUGCGGUGGUCGGCUUGUCUAUCUAAGCGACCUCCUUGCUGGCUAAUCUGGGCCUAGCUAUGUUUUCUUUCCAGUUUUCUCCUAUCUCAGUCUUCAUUCUCUAAAUCUCCCUUUUUUUUUUUGAAACCAAUCACAUUUCUGGUGAAGUAGCACCAAGGGUUGUUCGCAGCCUGUCAGGUCUCCAUCUUCCUGCCUCUGUGAGCUCACAGAUUUCACAAGCAGCAGAUACCACGUGUGCCAGGAAAGAAGUCACAAAUCUGGGAGUCUUUACCUGGGUUUGCGGGAGAGCCCCCCACAAGCCUUUCACCCCCAGCUUCUGUUAUACUUGGCAUUUUUUUGAAUUUCAAAAAUUAAGGAUGGGGUUAGUUGGGUUUUUUGUUUGUUUGUUUUUCGUACAUGUUGCAUACUAAUACAGAACUAGGUUGCAAUAGUUCCUUAUUUAUGACAAAGUAAUAUCAACAAAUGGUUCUUUGGAGACUUUUUUCUGUAAUGAUUUGUCAGUCCUUUUUCUCCUGAUCAAUUGUAUUGAUACUAGUUUUGAAGACCGAACAAGAUAAAAGGAAAUGCGAAAUAAAAGAGGACUUUUCCUUAGUGUAAAGAAAUCAGAUUCAAGACAAUUUCUGUGUUUCUUGAGAUUCCGUUCAUUUUUAAGUUAGGAUCAUUGUUCGUUCUGCGGUGCUGAAGGCAUAUCCUUAGAACCAAAGUUUGGGACCCGGAGACUCCAGGCUGAUUGAUACUUCCGGAAGUUUCUCUGGCGUUCAAAGGCUAGAUGGCUGAUACGUUUCAUUAAGUCAUUCGUGGCAACCUCCCAGACCAGCCAGGUUCUAUAUACACUCAUAAGCGUGGCUGCCGUUAAGAGCGUGCUUGCGUGUGAGCAGGUAAAGCCUGGGUGCAGGAGUGGCCGGUGGCGAGGCCGAGGCUUUAUGAGCGGCUCUGCUUAACCUCCUGUGUCUGCAGUCAUGUGCUUCGGAAGCCUGCAGCAGCAUCAGAUGAAAACGCUUCUUCGCUUUUUGAAGUGGAAAGCCAAGGGCGCUCCUGCCUUCAAAGUAGGAUUUAGUUCCCGAAGCAAUCCUGCACCACACCCAAGUCCUGGUCUGCAGCCAGCCUUCUCGGAACCCCGGCUGGAGAGCAGACCGUGCAGAUGAGCCAGCAAGUGGGCUGCAUUCCCGCGGGCAGGACCAAGGGGUCCUCUACCAGGGCCCUUCCCUCUUGCUUGUGGGAAGACCUGGCCCUGAAGGCAGCCACCUGUCACCAGGCAAAGAUUUCUGAUCAUCUUCCACAGUCAGAGGAGCCCGGCGUUGUUACUGCCAACAGCGAGAUCAUACUCCUCCCCAGCCCAUUCCAUGUUUUGGUUAAGCAUUCACAGUUGUAUUUCUUUGCCAUUUUUUUCCCACCUGUUUUGCUUGGGUUUUUUUUUUGAGUUUUGUUUUUGCCAUCCUCAUGCUCUCCCUCUCUUAACCUAAGGAAACAGAUCAUUAAAAUGUUUCAUGAACGAAGUAGAUUGACUUGGGUGAUGGAGAAAUCACAACAUCCAGGUUGAUAGGCUGCUGUCCCUGCUACUGCAGAACACAGAAGCCGGAGCUCAGCUCCCAGGGCUGCCGAGGGCUGCCCACAUCGCCUCCCGGGCUCCUUGCUGGGUUUCCCAGAGUAAGCCCAACUUAUUCUUUGUCCCAGUGUGUUCUGGGACAUGGAGAAAGCUUGAGGAGGAAGAAUAUGCAGAGGACUCAAUACAUUAUCCCUAAAUGCCUUCUGCAAAAAUAAAUAAAUAAAAUCAAACAUCUAAUUAA
Messenger RNA from Ochotona curzoniae (black-lipped pika), 4835 nucleotides. RefSeq names its product poly(ADP-ribose) glycohydrolase (gene PARG). Bases 1 to 2919 code for a protein of 972 amino acids. Lineage: Eukaryota; Metazoa; Chordata; Mammalia; Lagomorpha; Ochotonidae. Gene Ontology annotation, molecular function: poly(ADP-ribose) glycohydrolase activity. The record is from RefSeq and is a predicted model, not a curated record. Gene Ontology annotation, biological process: carbohydrate metabolic process; ATP generation from poly-ADP-D-ribose; regulation of DNA repair. The transcript is spliced from 18 exons. Gene Ontology annotation, cellular component: nucleus; cytoplasm.